Messenger RNA from Leptopilina boulardi, 7578 nucleotides. RefSeq lists its product as uncharacterized. The transcript is spliced from 2 exons. The coding region runs from base 29 to 7183 and encodes 2384 amino acids. Lineage: Eukaryota; Metazoa; Arthropoda; Insecta; Hymenoptera; Figitidae. The record is from RefSeq and is a predicted model, not a curated record.
CGAUGAGUUACCAAUGAAAUAGUAAAUCAUGAUUUCGUUAAUGUUCAUUAAAUUGCUUUUAAUAUUUGUGUCGAGUACAAUUUCACAGCAAACACUGCAAUGGAAUUUGGACAUAACUACAAGAAUUGUUGAGCCUUUAAUUCAAGAUUAUUCAGAACCAUGGACCAGUCAAAGAAUUCAAAAUCAAAUCUUCCAAUAUAAAACUCAUUUUGGUAUAAUAAUUAAACAAGGUACAACAUUUAAUUUAACGGUAGAAACACCUUCCGAAAUAGAAAAUUUAUAUUUUUACUUUCUUGCUGAUUUACCAUAUGAAAAAUUAAUCAUAUUAAAUCUUGCGGGAGGAAAAAAUAUCACAAAAACUUUAACAACAAAUUUUGAUGGCGUGCCUAUGAUAUCUGCUUCAAAAAAUGUUCCAGUACGGAUAAUAAUUGAAACCAAAAACUGGUUAUCAUUGCCAAUUUACAAUUCUAAUGAUGUAUUACUUUCAACAAUACAAGAAUAUCAGUCUGAAUUUUACAAAAAUGUAAAGAUUUACGGAUUUGUUGAAAAUUAUUACUCACAAAUGUUAUUGUCAGCAAAUGAUAUUGAUAAUCUAAAAUUGAUUAAUUAUAGUUUACAUCUUGGUUUAUAUAAACAGAGUAAUUUAAUACAGAAUUAUGAUUAUUCAACUAGAUUAAGUGCCAAUGAAGAUAAAAAUAAAGAAACUUUCAUGAGUGUAAUGGAUCGAACAACAUUAUUUAUACGUUCAGUAAAAUGUAACCAAGCUAAUUCUACACAAGUAUCUUCGCCAUCAAUUUUACAAAGUGAUAAUAAAUCUUUUAAUUCUACCAGCAAUCUAACUAUACAAAGAUGUCUGGAGACAAAUUUCAACCGUCAUUUCAUUUCUGGUAUAGAUUUUAGUAUAAAUCCUGAAAAUUUGCAAUCUACGAACAUAAAAGGAGAUUUGAAACCUAAUUCACCUUUGAUGUUGACAAAAGAAACGAAGGAAACCUAUGUUAAUGUUACUUUUACCAUUGAAUCACCAAUUGAUCUAACAAAUUCUUGUCUAUAUUUGAAUGACAAAUGUCACACUAUUGUUGGAAAAGUAAUGAUUAUCAAAUUAUUACCAGAUGUUUAUUCCGUUUAUGUAAAAGAACAAAUUCGUGGUAAAACGUAUAUCAGUGAUGUAAAGAAUCAUACAAUUUCACAACUUAUGUCGAUUAAUGUUGAAGUGCGAGAAGCUAAAACAGAAAUUUUACAGAAAAUUGAGAAUAAUUUAACAUAUGAAUUUGAUGCUUUGGGUUUAUCUGAUGUAGCCUUUCUAAAAAUAUUUAUAAAUUACAAGAACAUGACAAUAGAAUUAAAACAAUUGCUCAACAAUAUAAAUAAGAACUUUAAAUUAUAUUUUAUAAUCAGCUUAGAACGAAACGGUUUAUUUGUUUUUGAAUAUGAAUUCUUUGGUUCUCCCCAAAAUGAUCAAAACCUUAUUAAUGUGGUGGAGAAAUUUCAGUACAAUGAUAUAAUUCGUAUUUAUCAUGUCCAACCACGUCGCCUAAAGUCAAAUUUUGGAGGUCUUGAUAAUAGAUAUCAAAAUAACAAUUUUAUAUUGGCGCAUAAAGGUUUACAAAAAGUUAAUUACAACGAAACAGGAUUAAAGAAUGUAAAAUAUUUAUUUUAUGCUUUAGGCUAUGAUGAUAGGGUGUUCUUAAAAAUUUACAUAAAUUACAUGACAAUGACAAUAGAGUUACACCAAUUAAUUAACGAUAUACAUCAGAUGUUUCAAUUAUACUUUUCUAUUAGUUUAGAACGAAAUGGUUCGUCUAUUUUUGAUUAUAACUUCUAUGGUUCUCACCAAAAUGAUCAAAAGCUUAUUAAAUUGACAGAGAAAUUUCAGUUCAAUGAUAUAGUUCAUAUUUAUCAUGUCGAAGCAGAGCGUUUAAAUUCAAAUUUGGAAGGAUUUGAAAAUAAAGCACAACAUAAUAGUUUUCUUUUGGCAAAUAACGGUUUACAGAUUAUUCAUUACAAACACCCAGAAAAUUUGAAAACUACGGCCCUGAAUGGAGAUUUGAAACCUGAUACAAGUUUGAUGUUGACGAAUAAAACGAAGGAGACCUAUGUUAAUGUUACUUUUACCAUUGAAUCACCAAUUGAUCUAACAAAUUCUUGUCUAUAUUUGAAUGACAAAUGUCACACUAUUGUUGGAAAAGUAAUGAUUAUCAAAUUAUUGCCAGAUGUUUACUCCGUUUAUGUAAAAGAACAAAUUCGUAGUAAAACGUAUAUAAGUGAUGUAACGAAUUAUACAAUUUCACAAUUUAUGUCGAUUAAUAUUCAAGUGCGAGAAACUAAAAAAGAAGUAUCACAGAAAAUAGAGAAUAAUUUAAAAUAUGAAUUUGAUGCUUUGGGUUUAGAUAAUGUAGUCUUUCUAAAAAUAUUUAUAAAUUACAAAAACAUGACAAUAGAAUUAAAACAAUUGUUAAACAAUAUAAAUAAGAACUUUAAAUUAUAUUUUAUAAUCAGCUUAGAACGAAACGGUUCAUUUGUUUUUGAAUAUGAAUUCUUUGGUUCUCCCCAAAAUGAUCAGAAGCUUAUUAAUGUGGUAGAGAAAUUUCAGUACAAUGAUAUAAUUCAUAUUUAUCAUGUCGAACCAGGUCACCUAAAGUCUAAUUUUGAGGGUCUCAAUAAUAAAACACAAAAUAAUAAUUUUAUUUUGUUACAAAAAAAUUUACAAACAGUUAAUUACAUCGGAACAGGAUUAAAAAAUCUAAAAUAUUUAUUUUAUGCUCUAGGUAAUGGUGAUAGGGUCUUUUUGAAAAUUUAUAUAAAUUACAUGAAUACGACAAUAGAAUUACAUCAAUUACUUAACGAUAUUCAUGAGAAGUUUCAAUUAUACUUUUCUAUUAGUUUAGAGCGAAAUGGUUCUUCAAUUUUUGAAUAUAAAUUCUUUGGUUCUCCUCAAAAUGAUCAAAAGCUCAUUAAUUUAAAAGAGAAAUUUCAGUUCAAUGAUAUAAUUCAUAUUUAUCAUGUAGAACCAGAUCGUUUAAAUUCUAAUUUGGAAGGAUUUAAAAAUAAGGCACAAAGUAAUAAAUUUGUUUUAACAAAUAAAGGUUUGCAGACUAUUAAUAACAAACAAAUAGAAAAUUUGCAAAAUACGGUCGUGAAAGGAGAUUUAAAACAUGAUUCACCUUUGAUGAUGACAAAUAAAACGAAGGAGACCUAUGUUAAUGUUACUUUUACCAUUGAAUCACCUAUUGAUCUAACAAAUUCUUGUCUUUAUUUGAAUAAGAAAUGUCACACUAUUGUUGGAAAAGUAAUGAGCAUUAAAUUAUUGCCAGAUGUUUACUCCAUAUAUGUAAAAGAAAAAAUUCGUGGUAAUUCGUAUAUCAGUGAGGUACAGAAUCAUAAGAUUUCACCAUUUAUGACAAUUAAGGUUGAAGUAAAAGAAGUUCAAAAGGUAAUUUCACAGAAGAUAGAGAAUAAUUUAAAGUAUGAAUUUGAUGCUUUGGGUUUAUCUGAUGUAGUCUUUCUAAAACUAUUUAUAAAUUACAAGAACAUGACAAUAGAAUUACAUCAAUUACUUAAAGACAUUCAUGAUAAGUUUCAAUUAUACUUUUCUAUUUGUUUAGAACGAAAUGGAUCUUAUAUUUUUAAAUACAAAUUUUUUGGUUCUUCUCAAAAUAAUAAAAAGCUUAUUAAUGUUGUGGAGAAAUUUCAGUUCAAUGAUAUAAUUCAUAUUUAUCAUGUCGAACCAGAUCGAUUAAAUUCAAAUAUGGAAGGAUUUAAAAAUAAGGCACAAGAUAAUAAAUUUCUUUUGUCUAAUAAGGGUUUGCAGACUAUUAAUUACAAACACCCAGAAAAUUUGAAAACGACGGCCAUGAAAGGAGAUUUAAAACCUGACUCUUCUUUAAUGUUAAAGAAUAAAACUAAGGAAACCUAUGUUAAUGUUUCUUUUAUUAUUGAAUCGCCAAUUGAUCUAAGAAAUUCUUGUCUUUAUUUGAAUAAGAAAUGUCACACUAUUGUUGGAAAAGUCAUGAGCAUUAAAUUAUUGCCGGAUAUUUACUCCGUUUAUUUAAACGAACAGAUUCGUGGUAAAACGUAUAUCAGUGACAUAAAGAAUCAUAAAAUUUCACAGUCAAUGUCAAUUAAAGUUGAAGUAAGAGAAAUUCAAAAAGAAGUUUCACAGAAAAUAGAGAAUAAUUUAAAAUAUGAAUUUGAAGUUUUGGGUUUUGAUUAUAAGGUGUUUUUAAAAAUAUUUAUAUAUUACAAGAACAUGACAAUAGAAUUAAAACAAUUGCUCAACAAUAUAAAUAAGAACUUUAAUUUAUAUUUUAUAAUCAGCUUAGAACGAAAUGGUACUUCCGUUUUUGAAACUGAAUUCUUUGGUUCACCAAAAAAUGAUCAGAAGCUAAUUAAUGUGGUAGAAAAAUUUCAGUACAAUGAUAUAAUUCAUAUUUAUCAUGCCGAACCAGGUCACUUAAAGUCAAAGUUUGAAGGUCUUAAUAAUAAAACACAAAACAAUAAUUUUAUUUUAACACAUAAAAGUUUACAAACUAUUAAUUACAACGGAACUGGAUUAAAUAAUGUAAAAUAUUUAUUUUAUGCUUUAGGCUAUGAUGAUAGAGUGUUCUUAAAAAUUUACAUAAAUUACAAGACUAUGACAAUAGAAUUACAUCAAUUACUUAAAGACAUUCAUUAUAUGUUCCAAUUAUACUUUUUUAUUAGUUUAGAACGAAAUGGAUCUUCUAUCUUUCAUUAUAAAUUCUUUGGUUCUUCAAAAAAUAAUAAAAAGCUUAUUAAUGUUGUGGAGAAAUUUCAGUUCAAUGAUAUAAUUCAUAUUUAUCAUGUCGAACCAGAUCGAUUAAAUUCAAAUAUGGAAGGAUUUAAAAAUAAGGCACAACAUAAUAAAUUUCUUUUGUCUAAUAAGGGUUUGCAGACUAUUAAUUACAAACACCCAGAAAAUUUGAAAACGACGGCCAUGAAAGGAGAUUUAAAACCUGACUCUUCUUUAAUGUUAAAGAAUAAAACUAAGGAAACCUAUGUUAAUGUUUCUUUUAUUAUUGAAUCGCCAAUUGAUCUUAGAAAAUAUUGCCUUUAUUUGAAUAAGAAAUGUCACACUAUUGUUGGAAAAGUCAUGAGCAUAAAAUUGUUACCGGAUGUUUACUCCGUUUAUGUAAAAGAACAAAUUCGUGGUAAUACAUAUAUCAGUGAGGUGAAGAAUCAUAAAAUUUCACAGUUCAUGUCAAUUAAAGUUGAAGUAAGGAAAGUUGAAAAAGAAAUUUCCCAAAAAAUAGAAAAUAAUUUAAAAUAUGAAUUUGAUGUUUUGGAUUUUACUGAUAAGGUGUUCUUAAAAUUUUUUAUUAAUUACAAGACUAUGACAAUAGAAUUAAAACAAUUGCUAAACACUAUUAAUGUGAACUUUAAAUUAUAUUUUAUAAUCAGCUUAGAACGAAAUGGUAUUUCUAUUUUUGAAAAUGAAUUCUUUGGUUCUUCUCAAAAUAGUAAAAAGCUGACUAAUGUGAUGGCUAAAUUUCAGUACAACGAUAUAAUUCAUAUUUAUCAUGCUGAACCAGGUCGUAGUAAAACAAAUUUUAAAGGUUUUAAUAAUAAAACACAAAAUAAUUACUUUAUUUUGUCACAAAAUAGUUUACAAACCAUUAAUUAUAACGGAACAGGAUUAAAAAAUUUAAAAUAUUUAUUUUAUGCUUUAGGUAAUGCUGAUAGGGUCUUUUUAAAAAUUUAUAUAAAUUACAUGACUAUGACAAUAAAAUUACAACAAUUACUUGACGAUAUACAUCAGAAGUUUCAAUUAUAUUUUUCUAUUACUUUGGAAAGAAAUGGUUCUUCUAUUUUUGAAUAUAAACUCUUUGGUUCUUCUCAAAAUACUAAAAAGCUUAUUAAUGUGGUGGAGAAAUUUCAGUACAAUGAUAUAAUUCAUAUUUAUCAUGUUGAACCAGAUCGAUUAAAUUCAAAUAUGGAAGGAUUUAAAAAUAAGGCACAACAUAAUAAAUUUCUUUUGUCUAAUAAGGGUUUGCAAACUAUUAAUUACAAACACCCAGAAAAUUUGCAAAUUAGGAGAGUGAAAGGAAUUUUGAAACCUGAAUCUCCUUUGAUGUUGAAGAAAAAAAAGGAGGAUAUUUAUGUUAAUGUUACUUUUAUCAUUGAAUCACCAAUUGAUCUUAGAAAAUAUUGCCUUUAUUUGAAUAAAAAAUGUCACACUAUUGUUGGAAAAGUCAUGAGCAUAAAAUUGUUACCGGAUGUUUACUCCAUUUAUGUAAAAGAAGAAAUUCGUGGUAAUACAUAUAUCAGUGACGUAAAGAAUCAUAAAAUUACACAAUUUAUGUCAAUUACGGUUAAUGUAAGAGAAGUUCAAAAAGUAAUUUCUCAGAAAAUAGAGAAUAAUUUAAAAUAUUCUUUUCAUGCUUUCGGUUUUGCUGAUAGAUUGUGUUUAAAAAUUCUUAUUAAUUACAAGACUAUGACAAUAGAAUUAAAGCAGUUGCUUAAUGAUAUUCAUAAGGUGUUCAAAUUAUAUUUUUCGAUUAGUUUAAAACGAAAUGGUUCAUCUAUUUUUGAAUAUAAUUUUUUCGGCACUCCCCAAAAUAAUCAAAGGCUUAUUAAUGUAGUGAAGAAAUUUCAGUAUAAUGAUAUAAUUCAUAUUUAUCAUGAGGAACCAAAUCGUUUAAAGUCAGAUUUUAAAAGUUUUAAUUCAAAAUCACAAAUUAAUAAUUUUCUUUUGUCAAAUAAUGGUUUGCAGACCUCUAAUUUUAACGAAGCUCAAAUUAGUCAUUUAAAACAUGUGACGCUUAACGAAAAAAAGGGCCUAACUCAAACUGAAUUAAAUAAUUUGAAAUAUUCAUUUCAUGCUUUUGGUUUUGCUAAUAGGUUGUUCUUAAAAAUUCUAAUUAAUUACAAAACUAUGACAAUAGAAUUAAAACAGUUGCUUACUGAUAUUCAUGAGGUAUUCAAUAUAUACUUUUUGAUUAGCUUAAAACGAAAUGGUUUAUCUAUUUUUGAAUAUAAAUUUUUUGGUUCUAAGCGACAAAAUCGUAAGUUUAUUAAUAUUGUAGAGAAAUUUCACUAUAAUGAUAUAAUUCAUAUUUAUCAUGAGGAACCAAGUCGUCUAAAGUCAGAUUUAAAAUGUUUUAAUAGUAAAUUACAAAAUAAUAAUUUUCUUUUGUCAAAUAAAGGUUUGCAGAUUAUUACAAAAUAGAAUUAAAUAAUUUAAAAUAUUCAUGCGAUGUUUAUUUGUUUGUUUGUAAAAACUAAAUUUAUACUUUUUCACCUUGGAUUCAUUACAAUAUGUACAAUUUAUUUCUUAAAAACACAAGGGACAUAAAAUUGUAUUCUUCGUGCGGAGAAUCACCUAUAUGUAUAUUUUACAUUUUUAUAAAAAGCUGUAAAUUUAGAUAUAAUUAUUAAUGUAAGAAAUUAUUUGUUAAAUAAAUAUGUGUUACCAUCAAUUUGUUUAUAAAAUCUUUCAUUAGUAGAAAAAAAUUUUUUUUUUAGUAAAAAGAGAACAUACAUCAAGAGACAUUAAAACGGAAUAAUUGGUUAUUAUUAAAUUAUCAAAUUUUUUUAUGAGAUCAAAACUCAAGCGGAGUGGUU